Molecule: messenger RNA, 6485 nt
Organism: Trichosurus vulpecula (common brushtail)
Lineage: Eukaryota; Metazoa; Chordata; Mammalia; Diprotodontia; Phalangeridae
Product: zinc finger protein 585A-like
Exons: 7
Coding region: 45-4439 (1464 amino acids)
Biological process (GO): negative regulation of transcription by RNA polymerase II
Molecular function (GO): protein binding; DNA-binding transcription repressor activity, RNA polymerase II-specific
Source: RefSeq, a predicted model, not a curated record
CCCCCCCCUCACUCUCUGUCCGUCUGUGGCGCAGGGGGUGGGCCAUGGCGGCCUCGGCGGCGGCCACGGCCACAGCCACGGCCUCAGCCUCGGCGGCGGCUGCGGAGGCGGUCCACUACAUCCACCUGCAGAACUUCUCCCGCUCGCUGCUGGAGACGCUCAACGGGCAGCGGCUGGGCGGCCACUUCUGCGAUGUGACGGUGCGCAUCCGGGAGGCCUCGCUGCGGGCACACCGCUGCGUGCUGGCGGCCGGCUCGCCCUUCUUCCAGGACAAGCUGCUGCUGGGCCACUCGGAGAUCCUGGUGCCGCCCGUGGUGCCCGCGCAGACGGUGCGCCAGCUUGUCGAGUUCCUGUACAGCGGCUCGCUCGUGGUGGCGCAGAGCGAGGCGCUGCAGGUGCUCACGGCCGCCUCCAUCCUGCAGAUCAAGACUGUCAUCGACGAGUGCACCCAGAUCAUCUCCCAGGCGCGCGGGGCCGGCGCGCGGGGGCCGGAGGACGGGGCUCCGGGGCCCGCCGCUGCGGCCGCCUCUGCCGAGCUCUGCGCGCCGGGGCCGGGGGCCGAGGUCCGCUACAAGCUCCGCGACCUGCUCUCUGCGCAGCAGCAGCGGACCGUGGCCGCGGCAUCAGUGGCCGACGCGGGGCCCCACGGCUGUCACAGCCGCAAGCAGAGGCAGCCCGUGCGCCUGCAGCUGCUGGAGCCGCUGCCCGUAGUGGUCAAGGACGAGGAGGGAGAGGCCUCGCCCGCCCGGGCAGCCACCGCGGGGCCAGGGGGCGCAGAGGGCACCAGGGAGGGCUCGGGCCAGGGGGAUGGGGCGGAGGACGACGAGGAUGAAGACGAGGACGAGGAGGAGGCUGGGGCUGAGGAAGAGGAGGGCGGCGGGGGAGGCUGCUUCAGUCAGUGUGGGGGAGGCUUCUUUAGCGAGGGGCUUAAAGAGCCCCGGAAGGAACCCCCCACCGCAGUGCCGGAUUUGACCCCCACAGACCCCCCCGCGGGGAGAGACUAUUUUGGCGGGUCGUCGGAAGAGGUGUUCCCCGAGAGCUUUAUCCCCGUGUGGCCCAACGAGGAGGUGGCUGAAGGGGGCCCCCGGGAUGCGGCUCCCCCGGCUCUAGACGGCCCCCCCCAGGCUCCCGCUCGGCCCGACUGCAGCUUGGGGCCGCCUCCGAGUUCCGGCUUUGGACCUCGGCCCCCUGAGCCCCGCGCUCUGGGCUUUUCCGGCCCCACCGCCGCUGGGGUGAAGGGCGCAGGGGCCUCUGGCCUCUUCCCCUUCCACCUGCCAGCUCCUCCCCCGGGACCCCCCCAGCCUCCGCCCUUCUUCAGCCCCCUCCAGCCCGAAGGCUCUGCAGGAGGAGGCGGAGGCGGGGUCUCUGCUGCCCCUGCCUCGGCAGCUGCGAGCCUGGGAGGGUUAGGCCCCAUACAGAUCCAACACGGCGAGGGUCCUGGUCCGCCUGCGCCCCCUGGCCCAGGGCCACGGCCCCCAGAGCUGCCUUCCUAUGAAUGCAGCCACUGCCAGAAAACAUUCAGCUCCCGCAAGAACUACACGAAGCAUAUGUUUAUUCAUUCGGGGGAGAAGCCCCACCAAUGCUCAGUGUGCUGGCGCUCCUUCUCACUCCGAGAUUACCUCCUCAAGCACAUGGUCACCCACACGGGGGUCCGGGCCUUCCAGUGUUCUGUCUGCUGCAAGCGAUUCACUCAGAAGAGUUCACUCAAUGUGCACAUGCGCACGCACCGGCCGGAGCGCGUUCCCUGCCCGCUCUGUGCCAAGGUCUUCUCCCACCGUACACUACUGGAAAGGCAUCUCAGUUCCCACCCUUUUCCAUGGCAACGGGCAGGCCGCGGUGACGUGAACAAGAGGGGCGAGGCUACGGCCGAGGGAAGCCGAGGGGCGGGCUUCGGGAGAGGGCAGGCGUCGCUUCCGGGUGGCUGGGUGGGCGUCAGUUCCGGUCUCUCUCUUCCUCCUCUCUCAUUCCUCCUCUCCCUCCUCUCCCUCUCCUUGCUUUCCCUUCUCCUCCUGCUGGACACCUCUGCAGCAGCCAUGGCCCUUUGGCCUCUGACUUCUAGGGCCCUUCAGGGAUCAGUGACCUUCAGGGAUGUGGCUGUGACCUUCAGCCAUGAGGAGUGGGGGCAUCUAGACCCUUCCCAGAAGGCUCUCUACUGUGAGGUGAUGCUGGAGAAUUACAGGAACAUGAUCUGCCUUGGACUCGCUGUUUCCCAGCCCAAUGUGAUGGACCAGUUGGAGCGAGGGGAAGCCCCUUGGACUCCCGAAGGAGAAGGUGCAGGGGGCAGCUCCAUGGAUUGGGUUACCAGCCUUGAAACCAAGGAGCCAUUUCCCAAGCAGGGCACUUCUAUGGAGCAAUCCCUGGAGAGACUCUCAUGGAAUGAAUUCUUUGUCUCCAACCUAAGAGAAGCCUGUGAAUGUGGUGUUGACUUAGAGAAACUGCAUAUCAAUGAGAAUAAAUAUUCUCAGCAAGUCAAGGUUACCCAAAGAAAUACUUCUAAUAAAGUGGGUGGGUAUGAAUGUAGGAAAUAUGAUAGAAGGACCAGUCUAGGGCCUAUCCUUUUUCCACAGCAGAGAAUAUGUAAUGCACAGAGAAUGUGCUUCAGUCUGUAUUCUGAACCCAGUCUCUGGAAUAGAAGCUGCUCCAAGAGGAUUGUUUCUCAGUUUAAUGAAUGUGGGAAAGCCCUUAACCACAGUUCAACCAUUAUUCUCCCUCAGGCAGUUUACACUGGAGCCAAACCCCAGAAAUACAAUGAAUGUGAUACCUUUUCCCAGAGCAUGCAUCUUACUAAACAUCAGGGAACCCAUCCUGGAGAGAAGUUAUGUGAACAUAGUAACCAUGGGAAGGCCUGCAAAUGCAGCUUAUCCCUUACAUCCUAUUACAGGAUUCACAAAAGCACAAAGCUAUAUGAUUGUAGUGACUGUGGGAAGGCCUUUACCUGCAGUUCAUCCCUUACUUCCCAUCAUAGGAUCCAUACUGGAGAGAAACCAUUUGGAUGUGGUGACUGUGGGAAAGCAUUUCACCUGAAUAAACAGCUUAUUCGACAUCAGGCAAUUCACACUGGAGAAAAGAAGCCUUAUGAAUGUAGUGCAUGUGGGAAGACCUUCCUCCAUAGAACAGAACUUACUCAACACCGGAGUAUUCACACUGGAGAAAAACCAUAUAAGUGUAGUGAAUGUGGAAAGGCCUUCACCCGAAGCUCGUCCCUUAUUUCCCAUCGGACAAUUCAUACUGGAGAGAAACCUUAUGUGUGUCAUGAAUGUGGAAAGGCCUUCCGCUUGAGAAAACAGCUUACUGGACAUCAGAGAAUUCAUACUGGAGAGAAGCCUUAUGAAUGCAUGGAAUGUGGGAAGGCUUUCCGCCUGAGCAUUCAGCUUACUCGACAUUGGAAUAUUCAUACUGGAGAGAAACCCUAUGAAUGUCAUGAAUGUGGGAAGGCCUUCCGCUGGUGCAAACAGCUUACCCGACAUCGAAGUAGUCACACUAGAGAAAAACUUUAUGAAUAUCAUGAAUUUGAGAAAACUGUCUGCCAGAGGACAGAGCUUGCUCUUCAUCAGAGUAGUUUUGCUGGAGAGAAAGCUUAUGAAUGUAAUGCAUGUGGGAAGACCUUUAACCGAAGCUCAUCUCUCACUUCUCAUCGUAGGAUUCAUAGUGGAGAGAAGCCGUAUGAAUGCAAUGAGUGUGGCAAGGCCUUUCGCCUAAGCAAACAGUUGACUGCACAUCAGAGAACUCACACUGGAGAGAAACCUUAUCUAUGCAGCGAAUGUGGGAAGGCCUUCACAUGCAACUCUUCCCGUAUUUCCCAUCAUAGGAUCCAUACUGGAGAGAAACCUUAUGAAUGUAAUGAAUGUGGCAGGGCCUUUAGCCGGAAAACAGAACUAAUGUAUCAUCAGAGAAUUCACACUGGAGAAAAACCUUAUGAGUGCAUUGAAUGUGGGAAAGCUUUCCGCCUGAGUGUACAGCUCACUAGACACCGGAGUAUUCACACUGGAGAGAAACCCUAUGAAUGUCAUGAAUGUGGGAAGGCCUUCCGUUGGUGCAAACAGCUCACUCGACAUCGGAGUAUUCACACUGGGGAGAAACCUUAUGAAUGUAAUGAGUGUGAAAAAUCCUUCCGCCAGAGGGCAGAGCUUAUUCAACAUCAGAAUAUUCAUACUGGAGAGAAACCUUUUGAAUGUAAUGAAUGCGGGAAGGCCUUUAACCGCAGCUCUUCUCUUAUUUCCCAUCACAGGAUUCAUACUGGAGAAAAACCAUUUGAAUGUAAUGAGUGUGGGAAGGCCUUUACCCGUAGCUCAUCUCUUACUUCCCAUCACAGAAUACACACUGGAGAGAAGCCAUUUGAAUGUAAUGACUGUGGAAAAUCCUUUCGCCAGAGUACACAGCUCACUCGACAUCAGACAACUCAUGCUGAAGGAAAACCCUAUGAAGCUCCAUUCCCCUGAAUGUUAAGAAUGUGAGGAUAUUGGCCACAGCAUAGACUUGACUGAAAAGGAGAGAAUUCCAACAAAAGGCAAACUCUAGGGAUCAUGCAAGGAACCUCUUCCUACUUUGCCACACAGUGACUUCUCAGCUCCCUCCAUCCACUGUUGGACUCCCCCCACCACUCCACUCAUACAUACUUAGUAAUGACAGACUCCUGAGAUUUGACAGAAGCUUGUUCUCUCAAGUCCCUUCAGAAGUUCUCAGCAUCAUUACCCACCUUUCCUCAAUCAGGCUGAUCCCUCCCACCUCCGCCUGCCUACCCUAGACCUCAUCACCUCUUUUCCUUUGGAGUCUUCACAACUGCCUUCAAAUAUGUUGAAAGUCUCAUACUUAAAAGAAGUACUUCACACCACCUUGAGCCUUCCCACCAUCCAUUACCAGUCCAUCUCCUCCCUUCACAGCCAAAGUUCUUGGGAAAAACUGGCUGUGCCCAAUUCCUCCAGCACCUCAUCAUUCACCAUGUCCUUAACACAGAGUCAGAGGGGUCCAAUGGAAAGUGAAGUGGCCAGAGUUAAGGACACUGGUUUGGACCCCAUCUUUGAUGAUGGCUAUGAGUCUGAUGUUGGUCAAGCCACUCCACCUGGUCCUCAGUUUCUUCAUCUGUAACAUGAUGAGUUGGCAUUGGAGUCUCUAUCAGCCCAGCAUCUGUGACAUUCUUUUCCAUGGUCUCAGGCUGCUAGGUGGAGUUGUGGACCUUUAGUCAGGAAGAUGCAAGUUCAGAUCCUGUUCCAGACACUUCUUUUGUAACCAAGAGUGAGCCCUUGGACCUCUCUCAGUCUCAGUUUCCUAAUCUGUGGAAUGGGAACAAUGAUCGCUUCUACCCCUAGAGGGUUGUUAGGGUUAGGGUUCAAGUGAGAUGGUCUCGGUUAUCACUGUGACCUAUCAUGCUGUCAUUACUACUGGAAUUGCUUUCUCAGAAGUCACUGGGGACCACGCAAUUGCCAAGUAGGCUGACUUUAAAAAUUAUUCCUUUCCCUCAUUUUUAUGUGCAGUAUUUCAUGCUGUCUGCGCCCUUCCUGGAGAGUUUCUCCUGCCUUGUCUUCAAAGGCCCUGUUCUCUUUUGGUUUUGCCCCCCUCUUUCCUUCCCUAACUGGACUUCCUCUGUCUCCAGUGUCUCCUUGUUCUUUCUCCACUCCAUUAAGGACCCUCGGGGUCCUGCACUCUGUCUCCCACUGUGUUAGAGACAGCUCUGGUUCCACUUUGAUCUACAGCAAGUCAGCAUCACCAUAGCAUUCCCAUGGAUGCCUGACCUUGCCAUCCCCAGUAGGGGCACUUGGUUCAAGAUUGACAUAGGUUCUCUUGUUCCUCCGUCUGUGGAUUUUGAUGCUUGUGCGCUCUGCCCUCAGUGCCAGACAUCUCCUCUAGUGUGUGUCCUCUCCAUGCCCUUCUUCUGUCCCAGUUCUUCAUAGUGCUGCCUGGUACUUCAGAGACAAUCCUGGGUGCCUCUGCACAGGGGGGACCAGCCUGGACAGGGGAGGUAGUAUAUUUCUGCAAUUCUCACUUUCUCCUUCUUUGUCCAUGGUGCCAGAUUCUAUACUGUUCUCCAUGUACUUUGCAGGUGCUACCCUACCUCCUGGUUUGGGCUAGGUGCAGUGCCUCCUCCCCACCUUUCUGCCCUCUGUCCUUGGUGCCAGCCUCUCAGCAGCCCUCUCACAAAUCAUUUGUCUUGUUAGCACUUUGCCUGCUAUGUCCUAGGUGCUUAACAAAUGCUUGUUGCCCCACCAGCUUAGACUGGGGGGGCGGACCGUGUCUGCAGUGUCCCUUCCCCUUCCCCUUUUCUGCUCUCUGUGCCCAGCCUGAUUCCAGACUAUUCUCGGGUACUAAAUAAAUGCUUGUUGACUCACGUAUGCUCUCCCAGGGGCCUUCAAACCCCAGAUCACAGGCUAAUGGCUUUUCCUAGGCUAACCCUAAUUCUGCACUUGCCCCCUGCAUGCCAGGUGUAGACAUGUGUAAACAGCUGGCUUUUAAUAAAUGUGGCCUUAAAUGAUGAUGGGAGAAGCUUCAUA